This is a messenger RNA of Plectropomus leopardus (leopard coralgrouper), 700 nucleotides long. The record is from RefSeq and is a predicted model, not a curated record. Lineage: Eukaryota; Metazoa; Chordata; Actinopteri; Perciformes; Serranidae.
CACUGUCAUGAAAUAAAGCUGUUUUUGUGCCCCUAUUAGACGGAUUAUGGCGGAUGCGGUAGAUACGGGAGGCGAUGGUAGCUCAGCUCCAUCUGACGCGACCGACUCGCUUCCCAACGACGUAUACGAGUGCAAAAUAUGCUACAACUACUUCGACCUGGACCGCCACACUCCCAAACUACUGGGCUGCUCCCACACCUUCUGCACCGAGUGCCUCGACGCUCUGCACUCCCGGCAGGGCCGAGGAUGGAGGAUCGGCUGCCCUGUGUGUCGCCAGCGCACUAUAGUGCCGGAGUAUCGGGUUCACAACCUCCCCGACAACAUCGCGCUGACAGAAUCGCUCCCGAUUGAAACGCACGAGCCUGCGGACUCAUCAAACACAGACACCCCCGCAGCUCCGGCCGUCUCUUCAGCCGCGUCCCAAGAGAGCAACUGUCACACUUGCAAACAAGUCGCGUUUCUGAGCGGCUGCGGCUGCGCCAUCUUCUCUUUCCUGUCCAUGGUGGUGCUUUUACUUCUGGGCCUCAUCUUUGUGCAGAACUUCAAUCACACUACGUGGCCCGUCGGCCCUAUCUGUUUGUUUGUUGCCAGUGUCCUCGCGCUGUUCUCGCUCAUCCUCACUUGGUUAAUGUGCAUGUUGAAGAGCCGACCUGAUACUGAGGCAAGCAACUUCAGUUCCCUCACUUCUAAUGUAAUGUGA